This is a messenger RNA of Sebastes umbrosus (honeycomb rockfish), 1482 nucleotides long. Its product is annotated as homeobox protein Hox-A11a-like. Gene Ontology annotation, molecular function: DNA-binding transcription factor activity, RNA polymerase II-specific; RNA polymerase II cis-regulatory region sequence-specific DNA binding. NCBI's taxonomy places the organism in Eukaryota, Metazoa, Chordata, Actinopteri, Perciformes, Sebastidae. Gene Ontology annotation, biological process: regulation of transcription by RNA polymerase II; anatomical structure development. Gene Ontology annotation, cellular component: nucleus. The transcript has 2 exons. The record is from RefSeq and is a predicted model, not a curated record. Bases 182 to 1072 code for a protein of 296 amino acids.
AUGUGCUCUCCACGUCAGCCUACGUCUCCAAAAUUUCUGCUUAGCGAACCUGCUUCAAAGAAGAAGCAAGAAGGCGCGUCGCUUCAGAGAGAGCCAUGUUCAGGAGGGCGGCUAUAGAGGAAUAUCAAACCUCCAACAUAGAGUUAUUAUUAUAGCAGCAAGAGGGUGAACUAUAUACGAGAUGAUGGAUUUUGACGAAAGGGUCCCAGUCGGAUCGAACAUGUAUUUGCCCAGCUGCACUUAUUACGUGUCUGCUGGUGCAGAUUUCUCCGGUCUUCCCUCAUUUUUGUCCCAGACCCCUUCCACUCGCCCCAUGACAUACUCCUACUCCUCCAACCUGCCGCAGGUCCAGCCCGUCAGAGAGGUGACGUUCAGGGACUACGCAGCCAUUGAAGCGUCCGGUAAAUGGCCGCACCGGAGCAACUUGCCACACGGCUACCACAACCACAGCGCGGAGGACAUGGUGCACCGGGACUGUCUUUCGGCUGCUCAAGGAGACAUGUUCGGUAAAAACAGUCCCUACCACCACCACCACCACCACCACCACACAGGCUCCUCUGCAGCUGCUGCUGCUGCUGCCACCAAUUUCUACGGGAACGUGGGCAGAAAUGGCGUUCUGCCACAAGUCUUCGACCAGUUCUACGAAACUGCGUAUGGAAACGCGUCGGAGAGCUCCUCCACAAAUGACUACAAAACGGCGACCAAGCAGCAGCAGCAGCCUGGCUCUGGACAGGAGGACGCACAGGAGGACACCGAGGAGAAGGAGUCCCGGGAUGAGGAGGCGAGCAGUCCGCACUUAUCUUCCGGCAACAAUGAGGAGAAAUCCAGCAGCAGCAGCAAUGGACAGAGGACCCGCAAGAAAAGGUGCCCUUAUUCCAAAUAUCAGAUCAGAGAACUUGAGAGAGAAUUCUUUUUCAGUGUGUACAUUAACAAGGAGAAACGUCUGCAACUGUCUCGGAUGCUCAACCUCACCGACCGACAAGUGAAGAUUUGGUUUCAGAACCGUCGCAUGAAGGAGAAGAAACUGAACAGAGAUAGAUUACAAUAUUACACGUCCAACCCUCUGCUUUAGGGGUCAACACGACCUCUGUCACAGCUUCCGUAUAGUCCUCUGCUGUGGGACUGACUGCGUUUACAGGCAGACUGACUCUCCUCAGUGUACAUUGUGUACAUUGUGUACCACAAUGGCCGACAACAACAACACUGCUCGAUGGUUAAUUUCAAGUUCGAGGACAACAGUAUCCUGCGAUCUGAAUUAAACCCACAAAGAGAGAGAGAGAGCAUCAAUUAAGUCAGUCUGCGGACUCUGGGUUUGCCCUUCAGACUCACUUUCUGAGGAAAAUGUAGAAACGGAUUUUUGUCCUCUUGCAAGGGCCCAUGUUAAUAUUAUUGUGACUCACAGACGCCUUUUCUUUAUUUCCCUUUUCACGCGGGCAGAAAGUCACUAAUUGACUCACCCAGUGUAUUUUGUACUCAAAAAAA